This is a messenger RNA of Adineta ricciae, 186 nucleotides long. The record is from the annotation of a GenBank genome assembly. NCBI's taxonomy places the organism in Eukaryota, Metazoa, Rotifera, Eurotatoria, Adinetida, Adinetidae.
GAUGGUGGAACAGUUGGUGGUGAUGGUGUAGAAGUGGUAUCUGGUAAUGACAUGAGUGGAGGCAGUACAUCCGAGGAUGACGAAGACGGAAACAUUGGAGUUGGCGAAGGUGGAAACAUUGGAGUUGGCGAAGGUGGAAACAUUGAAGAUGGUGAUGACGAUGGUUGGAAGACAGAAAGAUUUUGA